AGUACUUCCUGCUUUUCCCUCCACAAUCUAACUUCAAUAUCUUCCCUCAAAACCCUCCUCGCUUCAGGGGAGUGCUUGAAGAACUGUUUGUGCAAAUGAGCAAGGUGGGUAUGUUGUUGGAGAGCAUUAUAAACGAUUGUUUGGGUCUUCCUACCAACUUGUUGAAGGAAUUGAAUGAUGAUAGGAGUUGGGAUUUCAUGGUGGCAUUGCGUUACUUGCCAGCUUCUGACGGUGAGAAUAAUGGAAUCGGGGAGCAUCAGGAUGCUAACUCCGUUACCUUAGUUAUUCAGGAUGGAGUUGGAGGCCUGCAAGUUCGUAAGAAUGGAGAGUGGAUCCCUGUUGUUCCUGCUGAGGGCACUAUUGUGGUCAAUGUUGGUGAUGUUUUGCAGGUGUUGAGUAACAAAAAGUUCAAGAGUGCAACUCACAAAGUUGUGAGAACAAAAGAACGAAACAAGUACUCUUACGUGUUCUUUCAUAACAUAAGAGGAGACAAGUGGAUCGAACCAUUAUCACAAUUUACCAAAGACAUUGGUCUGCCACCAAAGUAUAUAGGAUUCCUAUAUAAAGAGUAUCAGGAUUUGAGAAUGAGGAACAAGACUCAUCCACCUUCUCGAUCAGAGGAUGUCAUCCGCAUUACUCACUAUGAAAUUUGAUACCCAGAGUCUUGUAUGAACUUAAUGAGACCAAAAUAAUCAUGCCAUGUUCUAGUUUCAUA
Messenger RNA from Vigna unguiculata (cowpea), 715 nucleotides. Its product is annotated as flavonol synthase/flavanone 3-hydroxylase-like. Lineage: Eukaryota; Viridiplantae; Streptophyta; Magnoliopsida; Fabales; Fabaceae. The record is from RefSeq and is a predicted model, not a curated record.